AUGAAGUACACAACUGUCACUCUGGCGGCUUUGGCCUCAUCGGCCCUCGCUGCGCCUUCUGCCACCAUCAAGGAGCAACCCCUCAAGGCCCGCGCUGCCUGUUCUUCCGCCGUCAGCUUGGACGCCAAGACAAACGUCUGGUCCAAGUACACACUGCACCCCAACAACUUCUACCGGGCUGAGAUCCAGGCCGCUGCCGCGGGCAUGACCGGCACUGCCAAGACUCAGGCUCUCAAGGUUGCCGAGGUCGGAUCCUUCGUCUGGGCUGACACCAUCGCCAACAUCCAGCGCCUUGCCCCCGCCAUCGCCGACACCCCUUGCAACCACAUCCUGGGUGUCGUCAUCUACGACCUUCCCGGCCGUGACUGCGCUGCCAAGGCCUCCAACGGAGAGCUCAAGGUCGGCGAGCUUAACAGGUACAAGACGGAGUACAUCGACCCCAUCGUCAAGAUCAUCAAGGCGAACCCGAACACGGCCUUCGCCCUCGUCAUUGAGCCCGACUCCCUGCCUAACCUCGUCACCAACGCCAACUUGGCGACCUGCCAGGCUUCCGCCGCGGGCUACCGCGAUGGUGUCGCCUACGCCCUGAAGAGCCUCAACCUGCCCAACGUCAUCAUGUACAUGGACGCCGGCCACGGCGGUUGGCUCGGCUGGAACGACAACCUCAAGCCCGGUGCCGAGGAGCUCGCCAAGGCUUACAAGGCCGCCGGCAGCCCCUCCCAGCUUCGCGGUAUCGCCACCAACGUUGCUGGCUGGAACUCCUGGGACGCUGAGCCCGGUGAAUUCGCCAACUCCCCCGACGGCCAGUACAACAAGGCCCAGAACGAGAAGAAGUAUGUCACUCUCCUCGGCGCCGCCCUCCAGACCGCCGGCAUGCCCAACCACGCCAUCGUCGACACCGGCCGCAACGGCGUCCAGGGCCUCCGCCAGGAGUGGGGCAACUGGUGCAACGUCAACGGCGCCGGCUUCGGUCUCCGUCCUUCCGCCAGCACCGGCCUCGAGCUCGCCGACGCCUUCGUGUGGGUCAAGCCCGGCGGUGAGUCGGACGGCACCAGCGACUCCAGCGCCGUCCGCUACGACUCCUUCUGCGGAAAGCCCGACGCCUACAAGCCCUCGCCCGAGGCUGGCACCUGGAACCAGGCCUACUUUGAGAUGCUUCUCAAGAACGCCAAGCCUGCUUUCUAA
Colletotrichum karsti is the source of this 1185-nucleotide messenger RNA. RefSeq names its product exoglucanase 3 precursor. Gene Ontology annotation, biological process: cellulose catabolic process. The record is from RefSeq and is a predicted model, not a curated record. Bases 1 to 1185 code for a protein of 394 amino acids. The transcript is spliced from 3 exons. Gene Ontology annotation, molecular function: hydrolase activity, hydrolyzing O-glycosyl compounds. Lineage: Eukaryota; Fungi; Ascomycota; Sordariomycetes; Glomerellales; Glomerellaceae.